AUGUUGCAUACUACGGCCAUUUCUUUAUUGCUUUCGAUUGUCUAUGCAAGAAUUUCUGGAGAAGAGAACGUAUCAGCACUGCUACUGACGAAUACAAAUGCGCACAAUCCGGGUAUUUAUAUGCGUCUAAUGCCCACCGGUCUCGCCUAUCUACGAGAAAUUGGCAUGAAAGUAGUGAACGAUGAAAUACUCCGCAUUCAGCUACCGACCAUUACUGAAGUUAUUGAAGCAGGCCAGGUACUGUUUCCUGUCACUAGUUGA
Gongylonema pulchrum is the source of this 261-nucleotide messenger RNA. The record is from the annotation of a GenBank genome assembly. Lineage: Eukaryota; Metazoa; Nematoda; Chromadorea; Rhabditida; Gongylonematidae.